Aspergillus calidoustus is the source of this 1629-nucleotide messenger RNA. The record is from the annotation of a GenBank genome assembly. Lineage: Eukaryota; Fungi; Ascomycota; Eurotiomycetes; Eurotiales; Aspergillaceae.
CGAAUGGAUACACUCGCGACUUUGGCCGCCGCCAGCGGCGUAAGUGCGCACCUUCUCCUCUAUCGCCGCGGCGAAUGGGAUGUCCAGUCUCCUCGUAUUUUUGUCACCUAUGCAUUGAUUACGUUAACGGCUUUCUUCCUCGAGCGUACGACUGUCUUAGAUGGCCUCGGCGUCACGAGUCGACCACGCUGGGCUUUCAAUGUCGUGGGGUGCCACAUUCUCGGCAUUUAUCUUAGCAUGCUCUGUUAUCGCGCGUUCUGGCAUCGAUUGUCCAGCUUCCCUGGUCCGUUCUUGGCCAGGCUGUCGAAUUUCUAUGUCACGACGCUGUCGGCUAAGAAGUUACAUCUUCAUGAGGAGGUUGAGCGACUGCAUCAACAGUAUGGCGAUUAUGUGCGCUUAGGCCCCACUGAGUUGUCAAUCACGAAUCCCCAGGCCGUGAAAGCACUGUAUAGUGCGCAAGCAAAAGUGAGCAAAGGCCCGUGGUACACCGUCUUAGAGCCCCGUGUGUCUCUUCAAAUGGUCCGCGACAAAAAAGAACACGCUCGGCGAAGAAAGGUAUGGGAUCAAGGAUUUAGUUCAAAGGCGCUACGCGACUAUGAGCCCCGGGUGACGCUCUAUACUAACCAACUCAUCGACGCCAUCGGCAAGAACGUGGGAAACCCCAUGAACAUGGCCAAGUGGUUCAACUACUACAGCUUCGACGUGAUGGGUGAUCUCGCAUUUGGCAAGCCCUUCAACAUGCUUAUCGACGGAAAAGACACCUACUUCUCGCUACAGCUGCACGAGGACAUGAAGGCCAUUGGUCUGUUCAGUCAUCUUACAUGGCUUUUUCCAUUCUUCAAACGGGUUCCGCUUGUGAACGCAGAUUAUCUCAAGUUCUGGGCUUGGGUUGGCGAGCAAGUAGAUCGGAGAAUCAAGAAUCCCCCUAAGAUCCCGGAUGUGUUCUCUUCGAUCUUGGAUGCUUAUCAGAAAGGGCCAAGAUCCAAGCAGGAUUGGCUGGAUCUCCACGGUGAUGCAUAUCUAAUUAUCGUGGCAGGAAGCGACACUACCGCAGCGACAUUGACGAAUCUAUUCUUCCACCUUGCGACCGACCCCGUCUGGCAAACAACGCUCCAGGCUGAACUCGAUGCCCUACCUAGUCUAUCUCAAGAGCAGCUCACCGGAGCCAAGGUCCUUGACGCACUCAUUAAUGAGACCCUGCGUUUGCAUCCGGCUGUUCCCUCUGGCACACAGCGGAUAACUCCCCCUGAGGGUCUUCAGAUUGGCGAUCGGUAUAUUCCUGGGGAUGUGAUGGUUUGCGUACCCACGCAUACUUUAUUUCGAGAUGAGCGCGUGUUCGCCCAACCCCACGAAUUUCUUCCAGAGCGAUGGACGACACGGCCCGAGCUUAUCAAGGAGCCAUCUGCGUUUAUCCCGUUCAAUGCUGGCCCAUACGCGUGUGUCGGAAAGCAGUUGGCGCUGAUGGAACUCCGACUCGUUGCCGCCGAGAUUCUGACCAGAUACGACGUCCGUCUUGCACAGGGGCAAAGAGCCGAUGUUUUCUUGGAGAGUUGUCAUGACACCUUCACGUUGGCGACGGGGGCGCUUGAGUUGGUUUUUGAGGAGAGGAAGAAGAGCGGUUCUUCGUGA